Engraulis encrasicolus (European anchovy) is the source of this 946-nucleotide messenger RNA. RefSeq lists its product as uncharacterized. The record is from RefSeq and is a predicted model, not a curated record. Bases 14 to 946 code for a protein of 310 amino acids. Lineage: Eukaryota; Metazoa; Chordata; Actinopteri; Clupeiformes; Engraulidae. The transcript has 3 exons.
GCUGCUGGUUGUCAUGGCACCAACACAUUCCCUCACCUCCAGCAUGGCUCUAUCAAACACCCAGCAGACGUUUAUGAACGCUGUCAUUCCUUCCCUGAAAACUGGACUGACGUCGCUAAAUGACCUGGCUGCCAAAGUCAUCGAAGCCAAAGUCCCACACAUCCUCAGAUCUGGAGCCAAGUAUGCGGACAUCCGAACGUCAAUAGUGGAAACACAGAAGCACUUUGGGCAGUCAGAAAGAGCGGCAAGCAGUGGACUUAAUUCGAUAAACGCUGAAUAUGAGGUGCUUACUGUUAGAAAGGGGGAGCUGGAGAGCGAAAUUGCUGCCAAAGAAGUUGAGAGAAAUAACAUAGGAAUGCAAAAGCAACAGGCCACACAGAGUUUAAGAUCAGCUGAGCAGUCUCUCCAGGCGUCAAAGAGGGAAUACGCUCAUGCCCUGUGGAGGCUCCGCACUGCAGAGCGGAAGAUGGGAGACGGGUGGACAGCAGGAGGGGUCUCGAUCUCUUCAGCCCUUGAGGAUUACGGCAACGCACGCUACAUGGCAAACAAAGCAGAAGAUGAAAUGAAGACAUCUGAUGAUGCAGUAAAGCACUACUCCAAUCAGAUCUCUCAGUACACUACACGUUAUAUAGACCUAGAUUCUAACAUUCGUCUGCUGGAUUUGGAAAUGUUGCGGUUUGACUUUGCAAUCGUAAAAAUCGGAUUCCAGCAAGAUGCUGCAGCUCAGAUCCAGAGUAAGUUGAGCGAAGCCACCAGUGUUCUGGGCGACCUGGCGAGAGCCAGCGAUGCUGCUGAAAUAGAAACCCGCACGUACAUAGCUGUGGGAGCACUGAUCCACACAGUUCAGGAUAUUUUUGAACUGUCUGAGAGGUACGGACUGGAGUUUGAGAAUCAGGGGGUGGAAAGUCUUAUUGGGAGCCUGCAGAAGUAUGAGGACGAAUUAUAA